AUGCAGGAAGAAGCCUCGUUCUUUGAUGAGGCUUUUGAUCAUGUCAAAUGCAUCAAUCUAACGCGUCGUCCAGAUCGAUGGCAGGCCUUUUUGCGUCAACAUUUUGUGCCUCGUAAGCUAGAACGCUGGGAGGCAAUUGAUGGAAGUUUGUUGUUGACACAUGUACCUCCUAGCGAGGAGCAGGAGGAAUGUCAAAUGGAAUGGGAUGCCUCCCAAAAUGCCAAAUAUGAUCCUCACAUUCAACCCCCCAUGAUGAAAAGGUGUACCAUGGGAGAAGUUGGAUGUACUCUUUCACAUGUGGCUGCUUGGAAGGAAUUUUGUGUAUUAGAUGACAGUGCUGGUGGUGAUGGUAAUGGUGCUAGCACCAUGCUCAUUUUGGAGGACGAUGCCAUUUUUCAUCCUACCUUUUUAUCGUCCUUUUCCAAAAUGUGGAAGCUCGUACCAGAGGAUUGGGAUAUGUUCUAUCUGGGCUUUUGCAAUGUUGGCCCAACCACACCAGUGGUGACAGCAAGCAGUGUCAAGAAGAAUGAUCCAACGAACGAGGAUCCACGGCGACAAGAAGAACAGGGACAGCAACCCGAUUUCACAACCAUAUCCAUUGUCCGACCAUCGUAUGGGUUUUAUACCCACGCCUAUGCCCUUCGAACAAGGGGUGCUCAAAAGCUACUGUCGCAACUUCCAGUGGUCGGACCCAUUGAUACUUGGUUGGCCGACAAUUCUUGGUUUGGAAUGAAUGUCUAUUUGGGGGUCAUGGGAAGAUCCACGUGUAUCAUUGGGCAACAACGAAAGGAUCUAAAGAAUGACAUUGUGCAUUCCGCACACUGUAGGGAUUAA
This is a messenger RNA of Cylindrotheca closterium, 834 nucleotides long. The record is from the annotation of a GenBank genome assembly. NCBI's taxonomy places the organism in Eukaryota, Bacillariophyta, Bacillariophyceae, Bacillariales, Bacillariaceae.